Messenger RNA from Trematosphaeria pertusa, 1355 nucleotides. RefSeq names its product GroES-like protein. NCBI's taxonomy places the organism in Eukaryota, Fungi, Ascomycota, Dothideomycetes, Pleosporales, Trematosphaeriaceae. Gene Ontology annotation, molecular function: oxidoreductase activity, acting on NAD(P)H. Bases 77 to 1180 code for a protein of 367 amino acids. The record is from RefSeq and is a predicted model, not a curated record. The transcript has 3 exons.
GCCUCUUUUGCCUUGAACGAACUCAAGUCCAACAAACUCUUCUCACGUGACCCCACGCAUACCCAAACCCACCACAAUGCCAACCCACGCCGCCGUCGUGACCGUCGGCCUCAAGAAGCCCCUCGAGAUCCGCCAAGUGCCCACCGUCAAGCCGACGGGCGAUGAAGUCCGCGUGCGCGUCGAAUGGACCGCUUCAACGCCGCUGGAUCUGCACCAAAACGACGGCGGGCUGCUCGUCAAGCCUCCCCAGGUCCUUGGCGACGGAACGGCCGGUACGGUUGUGGAGGUCGGUCCGGACGUCAAGAGACUGAAAGUAGGGGAUAAGGUGUUCGGCUUCACGUGGAGGAGCCAGCAGGAGAAGGCGCAUCAGGAGUACUGCACGACGAACGAGUGGCUGUUCGCGAAGCUACCGGAGGGAUUCACCUUGCCCGAGGCAGUCACGCUUCCCGACAACUUCGUCACCGUCUUCCACACCCUUACCACGGACCUAGGCAUCGAGACGCCGUGGCCUAAGCCCGAAAAUUACGUGCCGAAGGGCGCGAGCGCGCCUAUUCUCAUCUGGGGCGGCUCUUCGUCGGUCGGCCAGUAUGCCAUACAGAUCCUGCGGUACUACGGAUAUACCAACAUCCUCGCGACGGCGUCGAAGAGACACCAUGCGAAGCUGCAGUCGCUCGGGGCGAAGUGCACGUUCGACUACAAUGAUCCUAAUGCGGUGUCUUCGAUCCUCGAUGUCGGAACCUCGCUGUCUGCGGAUGAUGGUAAGGCUGGCAUUCCACUGAUUUUCGACUGCAUCGGCAGCCAGGAAGGGAGCAUCAAGCCGAUUUCGAAGCUUGCGAAGCCCGGCGCCAGGGUCGCUGUCUUGCUGCCCGUGAUAGUCAGGGACUCGAGCGAGACGCAGGAUCCGGUUUAUGAGAUGGAUGUGAGGAAAGCGGCGGAUUGGGAGGAGGGUGUUGAUGCGAGAGGAGUUAGGACGCAUAAUUACCUGGACAACGAAUUCUUCAAGUACCAUCUCCAGCCAGAUAUUAUGCAUGCGAUGCUGAAGGAGGGGAUUGUUGAGCCGAAUGCUCAGAGGAUUGUUGAGGGGAGGACGUUGCUGGAGAGGGCGCAGGCGGCGAUGAAUGGGUUGAGGAGGAAGGAGGCUAGCGGUGAGCGGUUGGUCUGGAGGGUUUCUGACGCAUAGCGGCAUUAAAGAUUGAGAUCGCUCUGCCGCGCAUAUUUCGUUUCAUUCAUUGAUGUUCGGUGGAUUGUGUUGUCGGUCCGCAAGUUGAUGGAGUGAGGGGUGAGGUGGGAAAAGCCAUUAGUCCCAAAGUAGCCUAGUUUGGUCAGCACAAAAUUGAACCACGACCUCCGUCUCC